CUGAACGCUGUUGCAGGUGGUGUCAACGAGUACUGCGAAAAAUUUGUCAAACAGUUUGAGCACUUCUGCACGGGUGCAGAACGUUCGGAAUUCGCAAAAACCAGUUCGGAAUUCUGCAAAUCCUUCCGCGACAGCUGCCAUCAGUCAACGACCUCGGCAAUGUCGGCAGUUUCGUCGGCAAUUUCUGAAGCUCCAACAAAACCGGGUUCUUCGGGGGCUCCAGAAGCUAUGGAAACCAUGGAGGCAGAAACAGAGGCUACUGAAGCUAAAGCAGUUGCAGAAGCUCCACCCCAAAUAGUUGCUGAACUGCCAAAAAAUGCUGCUACUGAAGCAGCUGAAUCUGCUAAAACUGCAGAUUUCAAAGGUGGUGUCAACGAGUACUGCGAAAAAUUUGCCAAACAGUUUGAGCACUUCUGCACGGGUGCAGAACGGUCGGAAUUCGCAAAGAAAAGUUCGGAGUUCUGCAAGUCCUUCCGCGAUAGCUGUCAUCAAUCAACGUCUUCGGCAAUGUCGGCAAUUUCUGAAGAAUCGGCACAACCGGGUUCUUCCGAAGCUACGGAAACCAUGGAAUCUCCGAAAUCGUCAGAAGGCAUGCCGCCGGAAACCAUGGAAUCUCCGAAAUCGUCAGAAGGCAUGCUGCCGGAAACCAUGGAAUCUUCGAAAUCGUCAAAAAGCAUGCCGCUUUCUGAUCCUAAAGUACAGAAAUACUGUGACGAUUUCUCGGAGAACUAUAACUUCUAUUGUGCCGGUGAUCAGUCGUCAGGACACGAGAAAUUUUGCCGAUCAUUCCGUACCAAUUGCCCGCAUAAGAUCAACUCGUAG
Molecule: messenger RNA, 822 nt
Organism: Cooperia oncophora
Lineage: Eukaryota; Metazoa; Nematoda; Chromadorea; Rhabditida; Trichostrongylidae
Source: the annotation of a GenBank genome assembly